Molecule: messenger RNA, 4278 nt
Organism: Cladocopium goreaui
Lineage: Eukaryota; Dinophyceae; Suessiales; Symbiodiniaceae
Source: the annotation of a GenBank genome assembly
AUGCAGACAGCAGACGAGACCCAAAAACUUCUUGAGCAGUUGCAGGCCCAAUUUGCAGCCCAGGGCCAGCAACUGGACAACGAAAGCUUGUCGAGCCUUGUUCGACAGCUUCAGGACAGGGACCAGCAUGACUGGUGUGAAGCCGCUGGCCAGUCCGAACCAUUGACCACCCGGCUGAAGAAUCUCCUGAAGGACUAUCCAGCUGAUGUUGGUCUUUUUAAGGAAAUGGUACAGAAUGCAGAUGACGCUGGCGCAGCUCGUGUGCACUUUGUUUGGGAUAACCGCAAGCUGGGCAGAGGGAGUCUCCUUUCCCCAGAAAUGGCAACUUGGCAAACGAAUUGCUUGUGGGCGUACAAUGAUGCGCUUUUCACUGAGCAAGACUUCGAGGCAAUUUGCAGACUUGGUGUCGGAGGCAAGAGGAGCAGUUCUGAGCGUAUUGGGCGCUUUGGUCUUGGCUUCAACUCAGUUUACAACCUGACAGACCUUCCAAGCAUUCUUAGUGAUUCUAUGAUUCUUUUCCUCGAUCCCCAUGUUUCUCAUUUGCGCAAGAUGGGAGCAUCCACGCAGAAGCCCGGGAUCAAACUUCGCUUUCUCAAGGUCAGCAUUAUAGACCGCUUUCGAGAUCAAUUUAUGCCCUACCACAAAUUGUUGGGCUGUGACCUGGAAUCAUCGAGUCCUUUCAAAGGAACACUGAUCCGCAUUCCAUUUCGGACCAAGGAGUCUGCAGCAAAGAGUGAGAUUAGCAAGAUCGUGGUGUCCGAUGAAAUGGUUGCAGCGUUGUCUCAACAGUUCCAAGCAGAAGCCUUCCAGUGGCUUCUUUUCCUACAAAACGUACAAGAGAUUUCGAUGUCUCGACUGGCCGCAGAUGGAUCAGAACCUGUUCUUCAAACAGUUUUCUCUGUCUCUUUGGCACGAGCCGGACUAACGAAACGACCCAGCAUUGUGACUUGUGGAAGUUCUGGCCGCGGUACUGCUGUGUCUACGCAGCUGGAGGUCCUGUGCAGUGAUGAGAAACAAAUGCUGAGGAAAUAUCAUCUAUUCACCGAUACUCAGCACGGCUUUCGCUCACGUGUGUGUUUGGCGGUGCCACUCAUGCAAGAGCAAGACGCGGCCGAUGUCUGGUGUCAUGACGAAGACGGCCGAGUCUUCUGUUUUCUUCCAGUUCCGAGGAAUGUAGACUUAGGGCUCCGACUGCAUGUGCACGCCCCCUUGAACAUGGCACAAGACAGGCGUAGUGUGCUACUGGACAACCGAAUUGGUGAAUCUGAACAAGAGCUCGUGCGGCACAACUUCUAUUUGCUGGAUGAUUUGAUUCCGUCAGCACUUAUGGCAUGCCUGCAGGAUUUGGCGGUCAAGCGAAAUCAAAUGCCUCCCGCACAUUUCUUUGCACUCUUUCCAACUCUAAGCCAGGGAAGUCUUGCACCGUCGCAAAGAAUUGCACAAACUUUUUAUGCCAAACUUCUUUCGCAAGGAGCAGCAGGAGGAGCUUGUCCACUGCCGAUUGCUGCACCUGCUUCUCUGCGGAAUCGGAGCCGAUCUGAAGCUCCGCCACAGUAUUGGGUCAAGAUCGCUGAGGCUGUUUUUGUUCCUUCGGUACCUUCGGUACGAGAACACGUGACACAGGCACUGCUAGACUCUGUCGUGGAGUGCUUGCUUCGGUGUGGAGUCCCAUUGGUAGAUGCUCCUCCCAGUGUGUUGGAGUCGUUGAUGCGGUCUGGUCAAGGCGGUCAAGGCAAAGAAGAAGGCGGCAGGGGCAAAAAUCGCAGAGCAAAUUUCACGCUUCUGACGCCUUCCUGGCUUCGACAACGCUUGCGAUCAGAAGGUGGCAUGAAAUCUCAUGCAAUCAACCAAGCACCUGCAGCCAAUAUCUUUGCCCAGCUGACCCCAGUGGAUGUUACUGAUCUCCUUGAAUUCGCCGUCAGUGACGGCAACAUUGAUGAUUUGAGUGGAGUUCCCCUCCUCAUGUGCGAGGAUGAAGCAACCGUGCAGCCAUUCUUGUCCUUUUCUCAGUCUGCCCAGCCGCUGCAGCCUGUAUUCUUCCCUCAAAAUCCGCUGGAAAGGCGACUCUUUCCGAAUAAAGACGGAAAGAAACUCCUACUGGCAUCAAAAUUCGAAGCCCGGCCAAUGCUUUGGGCAAAGUUCAAGAAGUUGGCAGAGCAAGCGGAGCAAGCGGAGCAAGCAGAGGCGGAGACCGAGAACGAAAAGGAGUCUCGGGUCAAAGCUGGAAAAGCUAGCCCUGCAAUCCCUGCCUUUCAAUGCAAAUACGUAACUUUUCCGCGGCUUGUCAGAGCACUGCAAAUGUUGCUGCCGCGGACAUGGAACAAGCCAGUGCCAAGCAUCUCGAUGAAUGACUAUGCUGAGUGGGUUGAAGACUGGCUGCAGGCUAUGUGGAAAUGGCUUGGUGACAAAGAAGUUCACCUUUUUCACAUGGUUCAUUGGCCCUUGAUCCCCAGCUUGUCUGAUGCAGGAGUAGAUUUGGUUCGAAUUCCUGAAGCAAACAAACUGGUCUUGUUUUCUGGUAGGCCAGGGACAAACCGCAACGAGCCCGUGAAGAACCCUGCCAAUGGAUCUAGUGGAUCCAGUGGUAUGGGUCAAGGCAAAGAGAAAUUUCUACGCGUCCAGAAGCUCCUUGAAGCCCAUCUUCAUUGCAGGCCCAUUUUUGAGCCAAGUUGGCUCUUGCAACAUGAAAACCAGCUUCGGACCUGCGUGCAUGCGUCCACCGCAGAAGGUCUCUUGAAAAGCAUGCACUUUGCUUCCAAGCUGAUCUCGUCCUGUCAAAAAAGUCCAAUCACACCGGCACAAGCACUCCACGUGUCACUUUCCAAAGCUCUCAAUCCGCAUGAUGUGGGAGCCUUGUUGUCGAUUGCGGCCACAGUUCAAAAAGAGGGCUGUAGUUGUGAAAAAGUGAACAGCAGAGCAAGCUGGAAAAGUCACUGUGAGGUGCUCCGUGGUUUGCCUUUCUUGUGCAGAUUCAACAAGCCCCAGCAGCAUAUCUCUCUAGCUGGCACCGAGAAUGCUGAGGAGUUCUGGAUUUUGCCGGAGACCUGUCCAGAGGUUUUGGGAGCACUCCGUGCAGCACAGGUUGAUUUACCGACCGUAGAAGUCGCAGAUGAAGUGCUUGAAACUGUGACAUCUGAGACGUGGGCUGUGUCAUCAUUGCUUCGCGAACACCUAGGUCUUCCAAAGUUUCAGUGGUCUGAUCUUCUUCUCAAACACGUUUUUCCGUGGGCCCACACAUCCUCUGGAGAAGUACGCCAAAGCUUGAUGAGGGCCAUUGUUUACCACUGGCGCGACAUGGAAUUGACAGGCCAUUCUGCUUGUUUGGAGGCGUUACAGCAGAUUCCAUUCCUCAGCACUGUCGGAGGUGGUAUGUUGUCGGCUGCAGAAGCCUUAGACCCUGCGAUUGAAAGGCUGCCUGCCCUUUACGGUCCUGGUGAUAUCAGAGGUCCUUUUCCCGAUUCGCGGUGGCAGUCAGCAGAGUGUCGCGCUGUUUUGCAAUUUCGAAGUCACCUGAACUACCAGGAAUUGAAUGAGAGGCUGGGCUUUUUGCAUCACCUGGAAGUGCAACGGCGGGAGUCAAAUCCACAGCAAGAAAGUCAAAUUCCAGGAGACGUGCUGACAGUCUCAAAUGCCCUGCUUCGCUAUGUCUGCGAGGUGGUCAGCCCCCUAAUGGUCGAUUCAUUGCAAUCUGACCAGGAAGAGAAGCAAGAUUUCGAUUCUAGAAGUCUAUGGGGGAUGCUAAGCCUGACUGGGAUCGGAAUGGAAAAGCCAAAGUCAGAAGCAAAAACUUCGAAUUUGGCAGAAGAAGAAUUGAUGUCCAUCCAAUCGAAACUUCGACGCUGCUUUUGGCUGCCACCUUUGAGCGCUCCCAGUGGUUGGCCUGCAGAAGCUCCGUGGAAGGGCUCUCUUUGUGGACUUUGUUCAGCAGAGGAGGUCAGAUUGGUGUCGGAGGAGUUCCUAGUGGGCAUGGUAAGGCCUCUGAUUGGUCUACCUGUGCGGGGAGCAGGAAAUACAGUUCGCCUUCCAAGACGCUUUCUGGAGAGCAUUGGCCUGCAAGAAAAGCCGCAGGAAGGCUUGCUGAAAGAGCAGCUUUGCAAGAUGGAGGUGUCACAGGGUGGCUUUUUGCCAUUGUCAAGGAUGUCUCGACAAAGCAUCGAAUUCCCACCGUAUUUGGUCAAGGCCCCCGCAGAGUGGAAGGAGAAAAAUCCUCUUCUAUGGUCAAACAUCAAAGACAACUUUGGAGUGGCAGACUACUCCGAGGCAGCUCCAGACUUCUGA